AACCAGACAAUCCUUUGAUGAUUGCAGUUGUACGAAUUUUACAUCAUACUUUACCACAAUUCAUUAAAGCUUUCUCCCUUGGUUCUCAAAAUCCUCUUCAAAACAUUUCAACAAUUGAGCAAGUGCACCUUAAUGCAUUUGUGCAUCCAUGUCUGGAUAACACAUUAUGGAAUUUAGCAAAAGUACAUUAUGAAUAUGGGGAAAUCCCAUCUAAGAAUCACUAUAAUAAGAACCAUGCUGAUGGUGUUGAUUUUAUGACUGAUGCUGACAAAUUUCAGCUUGUAUGUGUCGAAGGGUCAAGGCUGGUAGUGAAACAAGAAAAGGAAAUUAUAGAUGUUAAAAAAAUUAUAAAUAAUUUGAAAAGCAUAUUUUCAAAAAUUAUAAAAGAAAUAGUUAAAGACAGAAGGUGUUUACCAAAAAAAUUAUUUGUAUUCGGUGGUCAGAGCUUUCGUUUACAGAUUUAUUUGUAUUAUCUUGAUUAUUGUGUUGAUAGUGCUAGUUUACCAUGGGAAUUUUCAGAAAUGCAAGAUUUUGUAUACUUUUAUGAAACUGUUGGUCAGGAAGUUAAAACAUCCUUCGAUGAAGCAAAAACUAAACCAAGACUCUCACAUUUUUCAUAU
Molecule: messenger RNA, 620 nt
Organism: Entrophospora candida
Lineage: Eukaryota; Fungi; Glomeromycota; Glomeromycetes; Entrophosporales; Entrophosporaceae
Source: the annotation of a GenBank genome assembly